Molecule: messenger RNA, 1650 nt
Organism: Clonostachys solani
Lineage: Eukaryota; Fungi; Ascomycota; Sordariomycetes; Hypocreales; Bionectriaceae
Source: the annotation of a GenBank genome assembly
AUGAGCAAUUCUUUGCGAAGCAAACAUGGCUGCUGGACUUGUCGGCUGCGCAAGAAGAAGUGCGAUGAGCUCCGCCCUCAGUGUGAGACCUGCGCGUCUCUGUCCAUCACCUGCUACGGCUUCGGGCCCAGACCUGAAUGGAUGGACAGCAAUGAGAAGAGGAGAGCAGUGGCCAGCAACUUGGCAGAGAUGACCAGGGGCCAGGCGUCCAGCCGCAAGACUGCCUCCCGACCUGCCCGAGAGCCUCCCACCCAUUUGCCUCAGCUGGCCCCGAAGCCGAAGAAUGCUGGACCACUGCCAGCGGUGAGUUCACUUCGGACGCCUCCAAAAUCUGAGCGCUCAGCUUCACCCUCACAGAAUGUCGAUAAUGGGGCCACCCAUACCUUGAAAGUCAACCCUCAGGCUGGUGACUAUGGCCUAAUAAUGAAUUUUAUUGAUUCGGUUUUGCCGUUGCAACUACCUCUCUAUAAGCCCGAUGCUGCCGCUGGGGGGCGCGGGUGGCUGUUAUCCUUGGUGUUUCGCACGAAGGCUUUUUACCAUGCCGUUCUUGCGUUGGGUGCGUAUCAUCGGUCCACGGUCAUGUCCCCUCACGGAUCGUGCGAGUGGCAGUUGGAGGACAUGAAAUUCCAAGAGGAAAACCUUGCAUUUUGUUUAGAUCUUGUCCAUGAGUCUACCAGUGGCGCAUGUUCCAAAGAUGGGAGCGGCGUGGGCAUUGCAGCAGCUAUCACCCAGCUGCUCUUCUUUGAACUCUUUACCAAUCACAACAGCAACGGGUGGCAAGCACACCUCCGCGUUCUGGUUAGGUUGUUCAAACAUGUCUAUACAAGGGACUUGAUAAACAUUGGCCUCUCCGAUCAGUCGCGAUCCAUCCUGAUGGGCCGAGAAGAGCUUCGAAACCACUCUCCGGGCGUGACAGAGGAAGUGAUGGGUUUCAGAACAAUUGCUGGGUCAAUUGUUUGGCUGGAUAUCAUUUUCUCCGUGACCACGGGUGAAGCACCUUCUUCAUGGCCAGAUCCUCUCUUUUCCAAUGACUCUGCUUGCCAGGUCCACCUACAAGACAUCAUGGGCUGCCAAAACUGGGUAAUGAUCCAGAUCGGCCGCGUCGCAGAGUUCCAUAAGCAAAUGACACAGGCAUCAGAGCACAAGUGCGACGAAUAUAUGAAGAUUGUGGAAGCCAUUCACAACGACAUCCAAGUAGGGCUUGCAAAUUUAGGUCCCCCGGAGCUGAUGGGCCCCUGCGGCCCUCUGGUUGACAAUGACAGCCCCGGCCCCGACCUAGUGGUCCUGAUCACCUACCUGUAUGCGCAGACUGCCCUGAUUUAUUUACAUCUGAUCCUUCAUGGGUUCAAGGGCUUUCAGCAUGUCAGAGCCCCGAUCGCCAUAGUAACAAACUAUGUCCGACGCGGGGUAAAGCCGGAACUGCGUCCUGCCCUCGUCUUACCGUUCUACAUAUGUGGCUCCGUCGUGGAUGAAGGGGAUAGAGACCUGUUCCGAUCAGUCUUAUCUAGCCCUCCAUUGACGAACCCAUCCCUUCAGCAUCGACCGAGGGUGCUACGGGCUUUGGAGGAGAUUUGGUCCCAGAGUCAGAGUAUGCCUGCUUACACUUGGCAUGACUGUCUAAUCUCAAGCUCUGAUAUCCUACUCCAUUAG